Molecule: messenger RNA, 2274 nt
Organism: Salmo salar (Atlantic salmon)
Lineage: Eukaryota; Metazoa; Chordata; Actinopteri; Salmoniformes; Salmonidae
Product: erythropoietin
Biological process (GO): nucleate erythrocyte development
Cellular component (GO): extracellular region
Molecular function (GO): erythropoietin receptor binding; cytokine activity; hormone activity
Source: RefSeq, a predicted model, not a curated record
CUAGUAAUGCUUUAGUUUUAUUCUACUGAAGUUGAAUAUUUUCAUGGUUUGGCAAAGGACGACCUGAGUUGAGGUUUUAUAGCUCUUGUCUGUGUUGAUGCGUAGGCCUGAAGAGCGUGCGCUCAUCCCAAUCGGCUGUAUGGCCUUAUCGCUUUGCUGAGGGGAGGUAAAUACGCGUUUUAGUGACUUGCCAAAGCAGUGAUGAAAAGCCUGAUAGAUCGUUGCUCCGGUGAGGAGGCUACUUACUGUAGCCUAUAUUUGGCUCUGACUGGUAGACGCACCUACCCAGCACUAAGCUCCUCGCAUUCAGCACCUGGAGAAUACGAACCAGUACACUGGGCAUGGUUGGGAAUUUUUAAUGGACCGAUGGCUUUUGCAUGUUGAGGAGUGGGUGAACAGAUGUUAUUAUUUCGCGCAAUGUGUUUAAACGACACAUCACUGCUUUGCGAAUGUUCCACAAUUCAAGUCGAGGACUCUUUACGUUCCUGCUGAUGCUGUUGGAGUGGACCAGACCAGGCCUACCGUCCCCCCUGCGGCCGAUCUGUGACCUGCGGGUUCUAAAACACUUCAUUGAAGAGGCCAGAGAUGCCCAAGCAGCCAUGCUGACUUGUAAAGAAGGAUGUGGUCUUCCAGAGCCCGUCACUGUUCCCCAAACCAAAGUAGACUUCAGCGUCUGGGAGAGAAAAAAUGCACUGGAGCAAGCUCAGGAGGUACAGUCUGGCCUGUGGCUGUUAAACCAGGCCAUUGGCUCGCUACGAGCCUCCGUCACCAACACAGCGUUGCAAAGCCACAUAGACAACAGCCUCAUAAACAUCUUCAGAAUAGGAAAGGUGCUGCGCAGCCUCAACAUCCAGGAGUGCACCCCUCCAGCAGGAGGAGUGCCUGGAGGAGAGGAGACAUGGCGGGUGUCGUCUGCUUCAGAGCUGCUCCAGGUCCACGUCAACUUCCUGCGAGGCAAGCUGCAGCUCUUGCUGUCCAACGCGCCCGUCUGCCACUAGGGCGGCAGCUUAUUGGGGCUCUCCGAGGCGGGGCCGAGUUGAUUGGAGCUUCCCGAGGCAAGGGGUGGGAUCUGACACUAUUGACCCUGCUUGUUGCCAGGUAGAACUCUAAAAGAUGAGUGUGGACCAGAUCUUCACAGGAGAGAAUGAAGCUAUAUGGACAGAACAGUUCCUAUUGGACUUUAAAAGGAAAAGAGCAGGUAGCACCUUGAACAUGGAGAUGAGGGAAGUAUGUGGUUAAGAAAUCACACGCCGAAAAUGAAUGGGGCCUACAGAAUACACAGCUCCACAGCUCUUUAAUGGGCAGUCUUCAGCACUUUGUGUGUGUCUGUAUGUCUUUUAGCAUGAGUGUAAUUCUGUGGCCCCUACUGCAAUGGAAUGUGAGUUCUCAUCGCCAAGCCCGCGUAAUCGACACAGAUUGCACAUGAUGACACCUUGUUGGAGUUCUACUCAACUGUCAUUGACUGCCUAUCAAAUACCAGAAUGAGGGGGCCUCCUAGCCUGUACCACAAACUCUUCAAACACCACCUGCCUCGUUCUUAAAACACAACACUUUUCCAACUGCUGUCUAUCAGUGUCCUUAUAUGUAUUUUAUAUUGCUAAUGUAAUUACUUAUUUAUAGAGAUUUAUAUUUUUACUUUUAAGCUGCAGUUACUGUCAGGACUAUAGUAUUAUGAGAGAUAUACUGUAACUAGGAGCUGGAGACCACAGUUGAGCUCUAACGAUUGACCAUAAUUACUGUAUACCACCACUGAACAUUGUUGUUAAGAUAUUUGUACAAGUCAAUAUCCAACUGUUCACUGUCUGUUACCCUUUGUAGAAGAAAUGAUCUGUGUUUGUAUGUACUGUAUGUGUGAGAGAGUACCUGUAUGAAUGAGUUUUAUACAACUCCUUAUAACCCUAUUGAAUGGACUAGAGGGGGGGGGAAGAAACAGAAGCAGAGGUUCUGUCGGUUGAAGGAGGAAAAGAUUGAGCGGAAGAGGGAGAGGGGGGCUUACGUGAGAACUCCGAAGCUAUGCUGUGAUUAUCAGUGUCUGGUUUAUGCAGACCAGCACUCAAAUAGAGCUUCGACGCAGAUAGCAUGACUGCCAGGAAAAAUAUUGAUUGGUUCUCAUGAUGAACAUCCUGCAUGCCUCUCUCUCGCCUUCAUUCAAGCAGCAGCCAAUCAAGCGCAAUCCUGGGAACCUUUGGAGUCGCUGACGUUGGGGAUUCUUCCAAUUUCUGGAUUAGUUUUUUUCCUCCUGUGUUUUGUUUCCCGUAUUAAAAGUCUUGCAGG